AUGGCCCAAAACAACCAAAUCUACCAAGACCUAAUGCGCAACAACAGCGAAGGCCGCUUCCUCUUCAACCCAGCGCCCUUCCGAAAGCUCCGUCCCGGCUCCCUCGGCUACUUCGACCACACCGGCACCUUCAUCGAAAUCACCAACAUCCUCGAACCAGGCCGUCCGCAGCGCGACGGCUUCAGCGCCUUCCGCUCGCCCCUCGCCACGGAGCCGCCCCGCGCCCGGGACUGGAAAGCCAAGCACUCGGCUAGCGUGCAGAGCCAGCAUGCGCGAGUCACGGGGGGCCUGUCUGCGGCAGGAGCAGGGGCGCCGAUCGAUGCGUCUGCGGAGGUGAAGAACAAGCGGGAGGCGAGCGGGCAGGCGGCGCUGAUUACGCCGUGCGAGCUGGUGGAGGAAAGGAUUGAUGGGCCGUUCACGACGGUGGUGAAGGAGUGGGUGUUGGGGAAUGGGAAGACGCUGAUGGGGUCUGUGCAUCGCGAGAAGAUCAAGACGCAGGGACUGUGGAUUGUGGGGGUCACGUAUGUGACGGCGGAGUGUGCGAUGAAGUUGACUGCUGGGUCGAGUCGCGAGAUUGAUGUUGGUCUGGAUCUUGCGGUCACCGGGAUCGGGAAGGCAGGGUUUGGGACGGGGUGGUCUGAGAAAUUGGAUAGUGAGAAUUGGGAGGUUCAUCGGGCGACCGAGGAAGAUCAAGGGUUGGUUGUUGCGUUCGCCGGAGCGAAGUAUGAGGUUCGCAUGUUCUCGGGGUUGAAGAGCACGCCCCUCAAAGAAACAGACAUCACGCAGACCAUUGCGUUCCCGGAGCCACGCGUCAUUCGGGACGAGAAUGGAAAUGUCACGGAUGUUCAGCUCGUGGAUGCGCAGGACAUCCCGAGCGAAGAAAGUGAGUUCGAAUGCGAGUGUGACAUGGCUGGGCUGAGCGAGGAUCAGAUUGCAGCGGAGAAGGCGUAUGCAAAGCAGCAGGAAGACCGCAAGAACGUGUUGAAAUGGGAGUUGAUUGAGAUCGCCAAGAUGGAGAAUGGCGAGGAGAAAAGAGCGGUUCUGAACCGGCUGUUGGGGUAUGACGAUGCGCAGUAUUGGCUGACGAUGUUUGAAUAG
This is a messenger RNA of Aspergillus steynii IBT 23096, 1098 nucleotides long. RefSeq lists its product as uncharacterized. The transcript has 3 exons. The coding region runs from base 1 to 1098 and encodes 365 amino acids. NCBI's taxonomy places the organism in Eukaryota, Fungi, Ascomycota, Eurotiomycetes, Eurotiales, Aspergillaceae. The record is from RefSeq and is a predicted model, not a curated record.